This is a messenger RNA of Hylaeus volcanicus, 2047 nucleotides long. RefSeq lists its product as uncharacterized. The record is from RefSeq and is a predicted model, not a curated record. Lineage: Eukaryota; Metazoa; Arthropoda; Insecta; Hymenoptera; Colletidae. Bases 472 to 966 code for a protein of 164 amino acids. The transcript is spliced from 5 exons.
GCGAUGGCUAUAGCAGCAACGCUAUAGAAUGAUGGUGGAGGUGCCUAACCAGCCUAACGCUCUUUUCAGCCCUCAGCCGGCAGUUGAACGCAGCCCGCAGUCUUCGACGGGUCGCUCGUCCUCGAAUCCGUUACAUUUUUCUAACGCACCACUGUUUACACUAUUUCUUUCCACGUUUGGCGAACGAUCGGAAGACCUAUGUCCUGGUGAACGAGAUCCUUUAAAUUUUCAACGUAUAUCUCUGUAAACAUGGUGUAUCGAGGUGAUCGUUCGUGCGUGGUUCUAGUUACUAUACGGUAGUGGAACUUAAUAUCGCGAUUCAAAAGGGACGAGAAAUUUUCAUCAACUCGAGUGGACUAUUGUGAAUCGUUUGGCCGGUAAACGAAGGAUAAAAUAAUGGUCAAAGUGGAAUUCUCGUAGAAGUUGGCCAGUAGUGAUCACCUUCGAAGAUGUCGAAGAAGAGGCCUUAGCAUGAGCCAUACCGCUACAUUCAGAAUCCUGACACUGGUCCUGAUCCUCGGUGAUCUCGAGUCGGUGACAGUGGUGAACCAUCAUCCCGACGAGGAAUAUUUUUUGGAACAUGAAGUUCUUUACGAGGACGCGAUCGCCGAGGCGAAGAAGCUGGAAGUUUACCCAGGACCCAUUGUAGGUUGCAAACCUUGCACGAAUUCUGAAAUGGCAUACUGCAAGGAUGGGAGUGUCAUAAACGAUCAUUGCUGCUGCGACGGCAGUUUCAACAAGGUAUUCCCCUUCGUCAAGCACACUUGUCGCGUGGGACCAGAAGAAUGUAAAGUGCAGGCUGGAAACUGUGCCGAAUACACAAGGCUACGGGAAUGUUGUUGCCAUUCCUACUUAGCUUCUCUUUGGAAAUAUUUCGCAAAUGACGCACGGUCAUACACGGAUACGAAUCUGACAAAGUUCCUGGCGAUAGUAAUGGUGCUCAGGCUACUUCUCCGACCAGUCUAACAGUACACGUUUAAUACCAAAUAUUUUGUACAGUACGACUUAUUUUAAUAAAUUAUUUUUCCAUCGACAUGCCAAAAAUAUGCGAGCUCAACGAACGUUUACAAUACACGCUACAACGAAUCACCGAAUUUGUAAAAUUGUUCUGAACGGUUUGCGAAAAAAUGAUGAAUUCUAUAUUCAGGUACUGUUUGUAGUUUUCUACCGAUUAGAAACGUAAAUAAUGAAACAGAAUGAUUAGUCUGAUGGAAUGGAAUGUAUAAACAUGUAUUAUACAAGUUAUCCUUAGUUUCAUUCUCCCUUUGCCAAUGUAAAUAUAAUUAGGACAUGUAGUACCAUCUUGGUCAUGUGAUACUUAACUCCCAAGCGAUUGUUACUUAAUUGUACACUGUUGAACAUUUUUGUGUUAAAUUCAACAGAAAUCUCAUGCUCCAAACGGUUCGCCAAUAUUUUUGUGUUUAUAUUAUAUAUUAAAUUAUAUUCUUGAAAGUAUAUAAUUUAAAACGAAAGCAACAGAAGAAUCUUUGUUUUUAUGUAUGAGAAUAGAGCAACUCCCCAUGAAGUAUGUAAGAAAAUAAUAUUUCAUAUACAUUUUUCUAUAAUAGAAGAUACAAAAAUAGAAUUCGAAAUUUGAAUUAAAUAUUUUUGUGAGACUAUAAUAUUUAAAUACUAAAUUUGAAACGAAUGCAGUAGAAAAAUGUUUGCUUUUAUGUAAAAGUUAUAAAGCAACUCUGUAUGAGGUGCGUAAGUAAAUAAUAUUUCAUAUACGUUUUUCGGUAAUAUAUAAAAUAUAAGAAUAGAAUGAAAAACUUGAAGAAAAUAAUUUUGUUAGACAAUAAGCGCAGAACACAGCCGAAUCGAUCUUAUUUAAUUUUCUACUGUAUCUAUUUAUACAUUCGAACAAUAUGCUUAAAUUGGCAGACUAACCGAAAUCAACAGUUACGAUAUCAACGUAAUUAAAAAGGAAAUUAAAUGGGUCAAUGAGAGCAAUGUGCAAUUAGGUAUUGACAAAUAAAAGUAAAGUGUAUUUAAGAAUUGAUCGACGAAAGCAAAUAAAAACUUGUACCUAAUUUCAAUAACUAAA